CUCAGCCUCAAGUUUCAACUCAGCCGUUUUCACUUCCCUCCAGACGCACAGCGCGUACUAUUCGUCAAGCAGUGCUUAAUGCUUGUCGCGAUUGGCGAAGUGGGAUGGAAAUUCAACGAGACGCCGCUUUAUCCAGGACUCCAACGGCAGUCAGACCGUCAGCCAGCCCGGCAGUGACUCAGCGGCGACAGCGCGUCCAUCGCCCCCCUCGUCGGUCAUUAGAAAAAGCCGACGGACAUUUUGGCGACACGCCGUUCACCAGUUCGCAACGCCUUUGGCCAAUUGUGUGUUGCUCGGGGCCGGCACGAGGCAUGCAAACUUCAAUCUCAAAAUUGUAGAUAUAUAAUUCACCGUGUCGGGAGGGACCAUGAUCUUCUGGCAACUAUCCUCCACAUACCAGUGCCAAACUUACAUCGACGUCCGUUAUCAACAACCACCACCGGCCAUCAGAGAUGAGCACCCGUCAGCAGAUGGAAACGGAAACCGCGGCUGAUCGUGCAGAACGACCGCCUUCGAAUUCAACAUCUGGUCGAAAUGACAUCGCCAGCCCCCAAUCCACUGCACCAGCACCCCAGGAAAAACUGACCGCGCCGGCACCGGCACAAUCCAAGGCCAGGGUCGUCCUCCUCAUCGCGUCUGUCUUUGUGAGCGUGUUCCUCAUCGCGCUGGAUAGGACAAUCAUAUCCACGGCUAUACCCGCCAUCACAGACCAAUUCCACUCACUACCAGACGUCGGAUGGUACAACAGCGCGUACACGUUGACCUCGGUGGCGCUGCAGUUGCUCGUCGGAAAGAUCUACAUGUUCUAUCCCAUCAGAACCGUCUUGCUCUGCAGCGUGCUUCUCUUCGAGAUUGGCUCGGUCGUCUGCGGUGCGGCGCCCACAUCAGACGUCUUCAUUGCUGGCCGAGCCAUCGCGGGUAUGGGAUCCGCCGGCAUCAUGGUGGGAUGUAUCAUGGUCAUAGUAGCUGUUGUACCCCUGGAGAAACGUCCAAAGAUACAGGGCUUCUUUGGUGCACUGUUUGGGAUCGCCUCCAUCAUCGGGCCCCUUGUCGGCGGCGCCUUCACCACGCAUGUCACUUGGAGAUGGUGCUUCUACAUCAAUCUCCCCUUUGGCGCCAUCGCCUUGGUCGUCAUCGCCACCUGCCUCAAAGUCCCCGACCGCGACACGAUCAAUACACCUCUUCUGGAGAAACUAAAGCAACUUGAUGGAGUUGGCACGCUUGCGCUGACAGGGUCCAUGGCAUGUCUUGUGCUGGCGCUGCAGUGGGGCGGACAAACUUAUGCUUGGAGCAGCGGUCGUAUCAUUGCUUUGUUCAUGCUCGUGGGCGUCUUUGCCAGUGCCUUUAUUGCUGCGCAGGUGUUUUUGCCUCGAACCGCCACUAUCCCUGGCAGGGUCAUCAAACAGCGCAGCACGUAUUCUGGGCUGUGUGCCAUUUUCCUCAUCGGAGGCAGCAUGUACAUUCUGACCUACUUCCUGCCCAUCUGGUUCCAGGUCGUCAAGGAUGUGUCUGCCGUGGACUCGGGCAUCCGACUUCUCCCUUUCAUGCUUUCCAUGGUCCUCGCCACGAUGAGCAACGGCUUCUUUGUGCAGCGGAUUGGAUACUACACCCCCACAGCAAUCGUCGGCGCAUGCUUGAUGACGGUUGGCGCCGGUCUCUUGACGACCCUGCAGGUUGACACUGGCGUGGGGAAAUGGAUCGGCUAUCAGAUUCUGGCUGGCUUUGGCCUUGGAAUGUGCUUUCAAGCACCCAACUUAGCCGCCCAGACAACGCUGCCGACAGCAGAUGUACCCAUUGGUACCUCACUGAUGAUGUUCGGUCAACUCAUGGGAGCGACCGUUUUCGUUCCCGUGGGGACCAACGUGCUGAACAACCAGCUCAUCUCGCGCCUGUCCAGUUUGCCAGGGUUUGACUCCAGGUCCGUCACACUCGGUGGCGCAAAUGCGGUAUUCAGCGACAUCCCCGCCGACUAUCGAGCCGAAGCACUCCACAGUUACAAUGAGGCGAUCAGGACGGUUCUGUACAUUGGACUGGGUUUGACCGCUGCGACGAUUAUAGGCAUUGCAGGAUUGGAGAUGAGGAGCGUCAAAAAGAAAGCGAACAAGGGUCUCGAAGCUGGAGAGACAAGUGAAACAAAGAACAAAGAGGGAGAGAAGAAGGUCGACGAAUAACAGAGCUGCGGAUCAAUCGUCGACGAGCAACAUAUAAUGAGGAUCAGGCUACCCUUGACCUUGACUUGAUUAGUUCAUCAACGGGGUUACGGGCUGCCUCUUGUACAAUUAAUGUAACCAAAAUAUUCAAUAAUGCGUAUAGACU
This is a messenger RNA of Emericellopsis atlantica, 2316 nucleotides long. Its product is annotated as putative MFS aflatoxin efflux pump. Gene Ontology annotation, molecular function: transmembrane transporter activity. The record is from RefSeq and is a predicted model, not a curated record. Gene Ontology annotation, biological process: transmembrane transport. The coding region runs from base 453 to 2171 and encodes 572 amino acids. The transcript is spliced from 5 exons. Lineage: Eukaryota; Fungi; Ascomycota; Sordariomycetes; Hypocreales; Bionectriaceae.